Drosophila arizonae is the source of this 1018-nucleotide messenger RNA. Its product is annotated as solute carrier family 2, facilitated glucose transporter member 6. Gene Ontology annotation, biological process: transmembrane transport. Gene Ontology annotation, molecular function: transmembrane transporter activity. Gene Ontology annotation, cellular component: membrane. The record is from RefSeq and is a predicted model, not a curated record. NCBI's taxonomy places the organism in Eukaryota, Metazoa, Arthropoda, Insecta, Diptera, Drosophilidae.
CUCCUUGAGGCGUCGAUGCUUGCUUGGCUGGUGGCACUUAAUGUCAAUGCACUAAGUGAUCUUCACCUUUUGCAGGUGCUGACAUAUGUGGCCGAGAUAACGGAGCCGAGGUAUCGCGGCAUUCUGUCGGCGCUGGGCACCACCUGUGUCAUCACUGGCGUCUUUGUACAGUUCAUACUGGGCUCCCUCAUGGACUGGCGCAGCGUGGCGGCGGUGAGCGCCGCCUUCCCSGUCAUUACGAUWGUCAUGCUGUGCUUUGUGCCCGAGAGCCCCAUUUGGCUGAUACGGGAGGAGCGAUACCGGGAGGCCGUCAAGUCGCUGCAGUGGCUGCGCGGCUGGGUGCCGGAGCAUCAAGUGGAGACGGAGUUCAAUCGCCUCUACGAUGAGCUGGUCACCCAGAAGGCCAUCGAGGAGGCCACCGAGGGCAGUGGGGCGUUGCCUGGUCAGCGCCGCACGCUGAAGCAUCGGCUGCGRAUGUGGCGCAAGCGCACCUUCCUGGUGCCCUUCAUGCUCGUCUCGUUCACCUUCUUCACGGGCCACUUUUCCGGCAAGACGCCGCUGCAGACGUAUGCCGUGCAGAUCUUCCACACGCUGAAGGCGCCCAUGAACAAAUACCAUGCCACGAUCCUGCUGGGCGUGGCCGAGAUGCUGUCCACCAUACUGGGCGUCGCUCUGAUCCACUUCACGGGCAAGCGGCCGCUGGUGCUGAUCUCGACAGUGGGCACGGGCUUGUGCUUCUUCGGCACUGCGACCUAUGCGCACUUCCUGAACGAUGUGCCCGGCUUUGCGGUCAACAAUGUCGUGGUGAACGCCUCGGCGAUUGUGCCGAAGGGCAGCAUCAUAUCGCAGGCCAACAUAUCGAAGAUAUUUGAGAAUCAAUAUCAGGAUGAGCUGGWGCAUCAGCACCAGCUGCAGCAGGAGCGAGAGCAUGAGCUGGAGCAGCAACUGACCACGAUGCUGCCAGAACUGGAUACGACCACGAUAGAACAAUUUGAUACGACAAUGGAGCCAUGGAAUC